UGGUGCCCGUGCGACCCCACCACCGGAGCGGCGUGGGGGCUCCGGUGUCUGUGUUUUUCAGAGCAAUGAAGCUACGAGAGUAGGACCCGCCCUGGGCGGAUCAGUCAGUCCAUGAGCUACCUGGCGUGUCCUUUUGUGGAAGGAAACACAAAGGGGAAAGCAGACAUGAAAAUCUCCGGGAAGAACGGCCGGCACAAGAUCAGGACCGCAAGCCACUCGAAAUCCACACCUGACUUCGAGGCCAAGGUGUCCCCCACCCCGCGCUGCCGUCGUGAGAUCUAGGUGCGCAGCCCGGGGCGGGGGCGGGACUUCCUGACUGACCCAACUUCCGGGCGGGGCAGGGCGGGGCUUCCGGGCAAGAGAGCCUGGGGAGCCGGGGAUCUGCUGUGUCUAAACUGUUGGUCAGGAUCUCUGUAGCACGUGUCGGGAGUAAUUGAAGUGCUUCUGAGCGGUUUGCCAGACUGGUCAGCACUGGGACAGUUGGAUAGGCCGCCGAUAGAGCCAUUUCUGUGCUGUUCCUGUCCCGGCGCAGGCGCGCGCUCUCCGGUGGCGCGGAGAACUCGGCGCGCGUCGGUCAUGGACUACCGGCGGCUGCUUAUGAGUCGGGUGGUCCCGGGGCAGUUCGACGAUGCGGAUUCCUCAGACAGUGAAAACACAGGCUUGAAGACAGUCAAAGAACAAGGUGACAUUCUGUUUGAAGAUCUUCAAGAUGUGUCUGAGAAGAAGGGUGAAGGUGAGACAGAAGAGGAGGAGGAAGAAGAAAAGGAAUAUGAUGAAGAUGAUGAUUGGGACUGGAAUGAAGGAGUUGGGAAACUCACCAAAGGUUAUGCCUACAGUGGAGGAAGUAACCUACAGGCAAAUCGACAGAAUUCCAACUGCAGUUUGGCAAAAAUGUCUACUCCAGCUGACAAGGUGUUACGGAAAUUUGAAAACAAAAUUAAUUUAGAUAAGCUAAAUGUUACUGAUUCUGUCAUAAAUAAAGUCACCGAAAAGUCUAGACAAAAGGAAGCAGAUAUGUAUCGCCUCAAAGAUAAGGCAGACAGAGCAACUGUAGAACAGGUGUUGGAUCCCAGAACUCGAAUGAUUUUGUUCAAGAUGUUGACUAGAGGAAUCAUAUCAGAAAUCAAUGGCUGCAUUAGCACGGGAAAAGAAGCUAAUGUAUACCAUGCUAGCACAGCAAAUGGAGAGAGCAGAGCAAUCAAAAUUUAUAAAACUUCUGUUUUGGUGUUCAAAGACCGGGAUAAGUAUGUAAGUGGAGAAUUCAGAUUUCGUCAUGGCUAUUGUAAAGGAAACCCUAGAAAAAUGGUGAAAACGUGGGCAGAAAAAGAAAUGAGGAACUUAAUCAGGCUAAACACAGCAGAGAUACCAUGUCCAGAACCAAUAAUGCUAAGAAGUCAUGUUCUUAUUAUGGGUUUCAUUGGUAAAGAUGAUAUACCUGCACCACUCUUGAAAAACAUCCAGUUAUCAGAAUCCAAGGCUCGGGAAUUGUAUCUACAGGUCAUUCAGUACAUGAGAAGAAUGUACCAGAAUGCCAGAUUGGUCCAUGCAGAUCUCAGUGAAUUUAACAUGCUAUACCAUGGGGGAGAUGUGUACAUCAUUGAUGUUUCUCAGUCCGUGGAGCAUGACCACCCACAUGCCUUGGAGUUCUUGAGAAAAGAUUGUGCCAAUGUCAAUGAUUUCUUCUUGAAGCACAGUGUUGCUGUCAUGACUGUGCGGGAGCUCUUUGAAUUUGUUACAGAUCCAUCUAUCACACAUGAGAACAUGGAUGCUUAUCUCUCAAAGGCCAUGGAAAUAGCAUCUCAGAGGACCAAGGAAGAAAGGUCUAGCCAAGAUCAUGUGGAUGAAGAGGUGUUUAAACAAGCAUAUAUUCCUAGAACUUUGAAUGAAGUAAAAAAUUAUGAGAGGGAUAUAGAUAUAAUGAUGAAAUUGAAGGAAGAGGACAUGGCCAUGAAUGCCCAACAAGACAAUAUUCUAUACCAGACUGUCACAGGACUGAAGAAAGAUUUAUCAGGAGUUCAGAAGGUUCCUGCGCUCCUAGAAAAUCAAGUUAAGGAAAAGACUUGUUCUGAUUCAGAAGAUCCUGGAAGCUCUGAGACCUCUGACUCAGAUUCUGAAGAACAAGGAGACCAUGCCCAUCCCAAGAAACAUGCCACUAACCCUGACAUUGAUAAAAAGGAAAGAAAAAAAAUGGUCAAGGAAGCCCAGAGAGAAAAAAGAAAAAAUAAAAUUCCUAAACACGUGAAAAAAAGAAAGGAGAAGACAGCCAAGGCAAAAAAAGGCAAAUAGAAUGAGAACUGUCUUAUGUACAUUUUCCCUCAGUUAUUUUUCUUAUUUGAACUCUAAGCUGCAUCUGGAAGAUGGCAUACUGAUUUUAAUCAAAUUGUUGUUAUGGUACUAUGAAGAUUGAUUCAAGUGCUUUCAUGUAAUUAUGUAAAAAAAAAGUCAGGGCAGCACCUGUGGCUCAAAGGGUUAGGGCGCUGAUCCCAUAUGCUGGAGGUGGCGGGUUCAAACCCAGCCCCAGCCAAAAACUGCAAAAAAAAAAGUCUUAAGCUGGGCAGCACCUGUGGCUCAGUGGGAAGGACGCUGGCCCAAUAUACCGAGGGUGGCAGGUUUGAACCCGGCCUGGCCAAACUGUAACAAAAAAUAGCCGGGCGUUGUGGCAGGUGCCUGUAGUCCCAGCUACUUGGGAGGCUGAGGCAAGAGAAUCGCUUAAGCCCAAGAGUUGGAAGUUGCUAUGACCUGUAACGCCACAGCACUCUACCAAGGGCAACUCAGUAAAACUGUGUCUCAAAAAAAAAAGUCUUAAGCUAUAGUGUCUAGUUCAAGUCACUGAUUCUGUCUGGUGUUGCAGAGGAUUUAUUUAAGGUAAUAUUUUAAUGAAGAACUUUGUACAUUUUUAUUUUUAUAUUUUUUCUCCUGCAAAUAUGUUUUUAGAAGAAUCAUAAAUAUUUAAAUGUAAUGACCAUCCAUAACCUUUAUGUGAGUGUAAAAGGCACUUUGGAUGAACUUGGAAAAAUUGUUUUUGCUUUCUUUGUGCAUGCCAAAAGACCCAUCUGAAAUUGAUUAUAAGGCCAUUAUUUAUGUUCAACCGUUUGGCAUGGUCAUUCAUUUAUCAAAUAUUUGAGUAUUUUAGGUGCUGGGGAUAUAGCAGAAAACAGACAAAAAUUACUACUUUGGGGUAGUUUACAUUGUAAUAGGAAGAUAAGAUUUUAAGCAAAAUAAGUAGAAAACACUGUGUCGUCAGAUGAUAAUUAAUUCUAUGGAGAGAACGCAGAGAAGAGAGAGAGAGAGAAAUAAUGCAGAGGUAGGGAUUGCAAUUUAAAAAUGGGUUCUGGAGAAGGCCACACUGAAAGGCAGUAUUUCAAUAAAUACUUGAAGAAGGUAAAUCAUGUGCAUAUCAAGGGAAGAGCAUUAUAGGCAAAGCAGACCACAAGGGUAAAAGCCCUGAGGUAGAAGUGUGUUGCCAUGUUCAGAAAUAGCGGGCUGGGGCAUCAUAAUCAUGGGAGAAAGUAGAUGAAAUCGGAUCAGACAGGGUGUGGGAGGGCUUUGAGCAGAGGAAUGAUAUGAUGUGAUUUCUGUUUUUAAAAGAAUCACUCUGGCCUCUGUGGAGAAUUGACUUAAGACGCAAGGGUGGAGACCAGUUGGGUGUAUUUAUUGUAGUAUCCUGAGUGAAAGAUGUGAUAGUCUAAGGUAGGAGCACCAGACGUGAAAAGAAGUGGCUGGAUGUGCCAAGGGAAGAGGAGAGGAGUGUGAGAGCAAGAGUUAAGGGUGACUUUAGGGUUUGUGACCUCAGAAGCCGCUGAGAUGACUGGAGUUGCCACUUACUUGUGAUGGGAACGAAUGUGAUGGAGCAGGUUUGGAGGGAGGAGACUAAGAUGAAAUAAAGCUUAUAUUACAACAAAGCUGAAGUAUUGGAAGAUAUCAGUUUAGUUUUUUAAAAAACUUCUUACAUCUUGGCGCCCAUAGCACAGUGGUUACAGCACCAGCCACGUACACUGAGGCUGGCAGAUUCGAACCUGGCCAGGGCCAACUGCAACAACAACAACAAAAAUAGCUGAGUAUUGUAGCUGGGAUUACAGGACUACUGGGAGGCUGAGGCAAAAGAUUCGCUUAAGCCCAGGAGUUUGAGGUUGCUGUAAGCUAUGAUGCCACAGCACUCUACCAAGGGCAACAUAGUGAGACUCUGUCUCAAAAAAAAAAUAAAUAAAUAACUUUUUGUUUUUUUUUUGUGGUUUUUGGCCGGGGCUGGGUUUGAAACCGCCACAUCUGGCAUAUGGGACAGGCGCCGCCAAAAAAAACUUUUUUUUUUUUUUUUUUACCAUAUACUUUAUGUUAAAAUGGCUGUUAUAACCCUGGCAUUUAAAAACGAUUUCUAUAAAUAAACCCCUAGUUUCCACUUAAAACAGAAGCUAGUUCCCACUUACUGGAUGGUGGGUUGUUUGAGGGAAGCAAAAACAGACUUAACAAUUUCUUACACUUUCAGGGGUGGUUUAUCUUCAUCUUCUGAUUCUUGUUUGUUUUGGUGUGUUUGCAUCAAGUGGUCAAGCUCCGCAAAGCUAUCUUUUGUUAGAUCUAAUGCAUUUUCUAAAUUUGGAAUCAAUUGUACUUGGCCAGAAGUAGCAUUGGCAGGACUAAGGAGGAAUUCACUGUCUUUCACAUCAUUAGUGGGAAAGUCACCUUGUAAAACAUGAAAAUGUGGUACUAUAGGGGGAUUCUAACCUGAGAAAUGUUUUUCUGAUCCCUCUUUUGCUGACGUGGCUAUUUCCCCGUUUGGAUUCUGGGGCUUAGGGCUGUGGCUGAGUAGUAACCAUUACUGGUAUUCUUGGCAGACUUGUCUGAAAGUGUAUUUUCCUUGUUUUUGUCUUUCUCAUCUGUAAGCCUAAACUUAGGAAAACUACUUACAGGGCUCCUUGCUGACUUUGAUUGUAGUUGAAGUUUGAUGCUUAACAUGCUUCGGUGUUAAUGGAUUAUUAGUCGUACAGUUAAUUUCCUUAUGGAAAGGUGAAGUUUGGGUCUCUUGGCCUAAAGCUAAGGAUGUUAUUUUGUUCAUUGUAGAUAGAUCUGGUUUUCUAUCAUAUUUUAUGGAUUUUUCUCAUUCCUUAAAUUAAUGUAGAUGUAAUUUUCUGUGAGAAAUCUUUUUUUUUUUUCUUGUAGAGACAGAGUCUCACUGUACCGCCCUCGGUAGAGUGCCGUGGCAUCACACGGCUCACAGCAACCUCUAACUCUUGGGCUUACGCGAAUCUCUUGCCUCAGCCUCCCGAGCAGCUGGGACUACAGGCGCCCGCCACAACGCCUGGCUAUUUUUUUGUUGCAGUUUGGCCAGGGCUGGGUUUGAACCCGCCACCCUCAGCAUAUGGGGCCGGCGCCCUACUCACUGAGCCACAGGCGCCGCCCUCUGUGAGAAAUCUUGAUAAAUUUUUUUUUGAAGCACAGAACGACAGCUCUUCCUAUGCUGCUGCUGUUCUUACUCUUCCUUUGACAGAGUAGUUUAGGGACAGAACUUUCCUCAGCCUGAAGUGUCACCUUGUGAGUGUGGUCUUAGGUGAAGAAAUAGCAGUGGCAGCGGUUCACGUAGGUCUCUGUGUGGUCGAGUAAGAUGAAUCCGUGGUUCUUGGCUGACAUCAAGUUUUCUUCAGGUUUUAUCUAUAACUUGUCAAAGAUGGACUCAAAAUAUUAAAAAACUUUAUAAUUUGAUAAAGUGUGAGAAGAUCUUUUCGCGAGUUGUCUGGUCAAUUUCAUGAGUAGUACUUGCUGAUGGAGGUUUCUUGACUGUGGGCCCAUCCUAUUUUGUGGCUGUGAUUUCAAUAACCUUUUGGCUUAGAAAAUGAAGAGAUAAAAAAAGAUUCUUCUAGACCAGCAGUUCUCAACCUGUGGGUCACCAGCAGUUCUCAACCUGUGGGUCGCGGCCCCUUUGUAACAAUGAAAACACAUCACGGCAUUAGAAAGGUUGAGAACCACUGUUCUAGACACUGGUAAAAAUUAAAUUUAAGGACAUCUCAAAUGUUGGUCUCUGAAUGGUAUCUCUAAAAAAAAAAAUUCAUUUCAAAAAUUUGACAAGUUUUUAAAUUUUUAGUUGUCUACGCACAAUAAAAAAAGACCUUGAACAUUCAGAACUUUCCUUUGAUUUCUGGGGUUCACUUUUUAAUGACUGAAGAGUUAAAAGAACUCACAGCAUGAGUAGAUUCUCCUCAAGUAUAGUUCCCUUGAAGAACUUUGCGACCAAAUUGAAUGGUAAGGUUUCCAAUUCGUGGGCUCAUAGACGAGAGCUCUUCACAUUCUGCCCCUUCAAUUAGUUCCAUUAUCACGUUCCCUACACCUUGGAGUUUUUUUAACUUUCAUGUCCUUUGGGUUCGUGUUACCUUGGACAUAAAGGCUUUUAUAGAUGUUACAGGGGAAACCAUAAUGUUGGGUAUUAAAUCAUUUUAAGCAAGUCUUUUAAGGAAAAGAUUAUUCUUGCAUCUAUGCCCUCCAGAGAUCUUAGUGUCAAAUGGUGUGGAAGCCUCUGGACUUGAAUUUGGAGAAUCUAGGUUACAUUUGUGGAAUUCUUGACUUCACUUUCAGCAUUUCUUCCAUUCUGCAUUACUCCACACAUCCUUCUGCCUCGGUUGCUGUCUAUCAGGAUCAUGAGGAGGUAGCCCUGAGCAGCUAGAGCAACCUCACUGUUGCAAAAUCUUUUUUCUUUCAUUUGAAUGGGAAGGGUUUUUUUCUGGGUGUGUGGGCAAAGCUAUCUCCAGAUCUCUGAGAUAGGUUUUCCAUUAUCUUAUAUUCAUUCUGCUUAUGGUUUUGUUCAAAGGCUGAUCAACUUUUAUCAUCUUUUGGUGAACUUUUAACCUUUACAAAUUCUGUACAGUGUAUAACUAUCAUGGAGUAUAUAAUUUGGCAAUGAAAAAUGGUGGUAGGUCCUUUGGGACCAAAACCUUGCUGGAGUCAGGAUGUUAGACUGCUAAGCUGGUGAACAAGGGGUCAGAGAAUGGGGUGUUAGCAGCCUUCAGUUGCAGUACGGAGAGUUGUCCUUGCUGGGGGUGUCAGGGCACAGCCAUAGGUGUGAGAAGCUGCAGUGGGGCAACAGGUAAAGGUACUGAGGCUACAGGGAAGGGCUCAGGCUGGGCUAUGGAAGGAUUAGCUGCGUUCUGGCAGGCAGGGUUUGAAUGUCAGUGACAGAGAAGCUUAAGGUCUUCAGGGAGUGAGAGGAAGUGGGCUGGGAACAGGCAGUAGAGGGGAAGUGAGUGUCUUCCAAUGACAUAGGGCAGAAGAGGAGAGCCAGAGUUUAGGUGGAGUAAGGAAAGAGAACCCUCAGAAGAGAAGUUGAGGAUAAAUGGGUUUUUACUGAUGUCCGACCAUGUGUUUCAGAGGGAGUGUUUCAGGAGUUAGAAAGUAGAAAGAGAGGUCUAGUUAUUUAUUUUAUUUAUUUAUUUAUUAUUAUUUUUUUUUUUUUGGAGACAGAGUCUCACUCUGGCACACACAGUAGAGAGCUGUGGCAUCACAGCUCACAGCAACCCGGGGCUGGGCUCGAACCCACCAACCUCAGUAUAUGGGGCCGGCGCCAUACCCACUGAGCCACAGGCACCGCCUGAGAGUUCUAGUUUUCAUUUGACCUCAGGUGUGAGCCCCAUUGUGGAACUAGAUGCAUGCAUCCAGUUCUCAGAUACAGAUCCCAUUUAAGUAGGCAAAAAUAUCUCACCUACCCCCCAAAAUAUUGAACCUGAAUCUAUGGCCUCCAGAGGUAACCAGCAGUUGGUAGGGAAGAGGAACACAGAAAGAGGAAAAAUGGGCGGUGCCCUUUGGGUAGGGCGCUUAGUGAGUAGGGCACCGACCACAUACACCCAGGCUGGCAGGUUGGAACCCAGCCAGGGCCAGCUAAAAACAGCAACUGCAACAACAACAAAAGGCGUUGCGGUGGGCACCUGUAGUCUCAGCUACUUGGAAGGCUGAGGCAAGAGAAUCACUUAAGCCCAAGAGUUUGAGGUUGCUGUGAGCUGUAAUGCUACAGCACUCUACCCAGGGCGACAGCUUGAGACUCUGUCUCAAAAAAAAAAAAAAAAAGGGGGGCGCCUGUGGCUCAAGGGGCAGCGCGCUAGUCCCAUAUGCCAGAGGUGGUGGGUUCAAACCCAGCCCCGGCCAAAAAAAACAGGAAAAAUGAUACUAAGAGGAUAUAAUAACUGAAUCUGGAAUAGGGGAGAUUCCAUAAGGAGAAAAAAAGGGAAAGAAAACUAUUAUAAAAAGCACAAGAGUUUUGAGACCCAUAUGUCAACACUGUGGACUUCAUGUGCAUCCUGAUUAAAUCAAUUGUAAAACAAUUGGGGUUUUUAAUUUUAUACAAAUAAGGAAAAUUUUAAAUGGUAUAGAUAUUAGAUGAUGGAAAGGAAUCGUUCAUUUUAUUGGAUAUGAUAGCGAUAUUGUGGUUAUAGUUUAAAACAUUGUGUCCCCUCAGAGUAUCUACUGAAGUCUGAAUAGCAUGUCUGAGGUUGCUUUAAAAUACUCCAGCCCUGUCUCUAAAGAAAAGUUAGUGGAUGAAACAAUACAAACCACAGCUAACAUAACGUUAAUAACUGCUAAAGCUGGGUGUUGGGUAUAAGGGGAUUCAUUAUGCUAUUCUUGCUAGUUUUGUAUAUAACAAUUUCUAUAAUAAAGUAUUUUUUUAAAAAAUGAGUUAAAGUAUAUUGAGCACUUAAAAUGGCCUCUCACAGAGUAGUGCUGUGUAUAUCACAGAAGCAUCUGUGUACUUAUUAUUUUAUUACUUGUAAGUAACUUUCUUUGCCUCAGAAUCAGCCUUCAUUAGCUAUGUAUUCUAGAAAGGUAGAUCAAGGCAGAGUUAUAAUGCCUGCUGGUAUUGGCCUAGCUAGAUGUUGUUAUGCCCUUUUGGAUCUGAGAUUCACAUUCUACUAGUGAGUGCCAUCAGAGAAUUUGUAUAUAGAACAAAUGGUGAUAGAAUUUUUAGUUUUGCCAAAUCUGAUCCUUGUUUUAAAACAUAAUGUCACCUUCUCUGUGAGACGUAUAUUCUGACCACUCUUUUAAGUGCCCUGCGUGCCUCAUAAUCCCUUACUCAGCAUUAUUUUUCUCUAGCUCUUCUAGCAAACUUAACUCACAUGUGGAAUUUACUUGCAUAUGUUGCGUGUCUUCUCUCACCUUCCAGCUUCUCUCUAGAAUGUAAGCUCCUCAAGGGGGGCAGGGAUUUUCGUCCUGUUUUCAUUUUGUAUCCCAGCAUCUAGAAUGGUGCCUGAAACACAGUAAAUGCUCAGUAAAUA
This is a messenger RNA of Nycticebus coucang (slow loris), 9245 nucleotides long. It is a transcript of the gene RIOK1, whose product is annotated as RIO kinase 1. Gene Ontology annotation, molecular function: ATP binding; protein serine/threonine kinase activity. Gene Ontology annotation, cellular component: preribosome, small subunit precursor; cytosol. The transcript has 17 exons. Bases 577 to 2286 code for a protein of 569 amino acids. NCBI's taxonomy places the organism in Eukaryota, Metazoa, Chordata, Mammalia, Primates, Lorisidae. The record is from RefSeq and is a predicted model, not a curated record. Gene Ontology annotation, biological process: maturation of SSU-rRNA.